Penaeus monodon (black tiger shrimp) is the source of this 8025-nucleotide messenger RNA. Its product is annotated as nuclear mitotic apparatus protein 1-like. The record is from RefSeq and is a predicted model, not a curated record. Gene Ontology annotation, molecular function: plus-end-directed microtubule motor activity. Lineage: Eukaryota; Metazoa; Arthropoda; Malacostraca; Decapoda; Penaeidae.
UCCUCGGCAGAGAAAGGAGUCGGACGCUCCGUCCUCCCUUUUAAUUUUUUUUUAUUAAGUGGCUGGAAUUUAGUGGUGUGUGUGUAUAUGUGAGGUGAAGUGGAUAUUGAGCGACGCCAGGACACAAGUGUGAUUUUAAUUAAGUGCUUCAUUUAACUAAAAAAGGACUUUUUAUCUUGUUUUUUUUUACUGGUAAAUCAUUGAUGCUGGAGACGACCGUUCAAGAAUGGAGGAAAUAACAGCAGAGCAAGUAACGCUUAACUGCGUUAACUCUCUGGACUUGUUACCAGAGACUACAUCAUCCAUUACGCAGCUAGCAGAUGGGAAAUUUUUUCAACGUCUCAUAAGUAUUUUAAAAAAUCUAGAUAUCCAGAACACUGACCUAGUCAGUAAUGUCCCCAUACUGGAGACUAUUUUAAAAGAGCAUUUUGCUGGACCUGACUUAGUCAACUUUGAAGAUGUGGUUGGAGGUAACCACUUAGAGCUAACAAAGCUCGCCCUUCUCCUCAUGUACAUAAUGAUAUUUGUGGAUGCCAAGUUGAGAAGCAAGCUUAUCAGCUCCCCGGUAAUGGAUCAGUCCACACAAGUAAAGUUUAAGUAUCUCAUUGAAUCAAUCCAGAGAAGAGGAUCAGGGAUGAGCACAAAGUUCCUAAACAUACUCUGUACAGAAAGACUUGAUUGCAAAGUGUCAGCACGUUGCCAGACCCCAGUUUCAAACAGUGCUCCAUGGGGCUCUCCCAAUGUUUACUCCAGCUCCCCAAAGGCAGCACCAACAUCACCAUUAAGAGACUUAGUGCAGAGUCCACCAUUUCGAAUGCAAAAACUUUUAAAUGCAAAAACAAAAGAAGUCCGAGCUUGCAAAACAAAUAAUGAAAAGAUUUCCAUUAAUCACAAUAUUGCUGUCACUGCAAAAGUGAUCGAGUUGAAGGAGGAGAACAACACUUCGAGAGCUAAGGACUGGGAAAAAUUUCAAAGCGUGCAAAUGAUCAUAUAUAACACCCAAGUUUUUUGUUCCAAUAGAAACAACUUGAAGAACUACACAUGUUUUUCUGGAGAAAUAAAGACAGCCAAUAGUCAUGAAGAGUCUUUUAAGUGGAUCUGCAAUGAAUUCUAUGAUGCCCCUUCCCCAGCAAAUGGAAGUGGAUCUGGAGGCAAUGUGUCUGGAGAGAACAUGGCUGAAGCUAUUGUAGAUAAGAUCUUAGGUGAGACUCAAGAUCAAUUAGCCAAACUUCUUUUCAAGUAUCCUGCUCUAAGAAAAAUUCAGAAACCACUUACAGUAAGACCACCUCCAUUAGCCCAGGUUGAAGAUCUCACAGGUGAAAAUGAUGCCAUGAAUGCUGAACUUGGGCUAGUUAAGGGGAAUUAUUCUCAGUUGAUGGUUCAGCAUGCAGAGCUUCAAGAACAAAAUAUGGUGACAUCCUCUCAACUACAGGAAAAUCAGUCCAAGGUCUUGCAAUCAGAGACGGAGAAAGUUGGCUUACAGAAAGAACUUCAGGAAUCGCAAGUCUCUCUCCUGACCCUGAAGGAACAACUAAACCAAAAAAUAAAGGAAUUGGCUGGACGCUGUUCAGAAUUGGAAGAAGUUGAAAGUAAACUAAAAUUGGCCAGCCAGGAAUUGGAAUGCACUUCAGCAAGCUUGAAGGCAGAAACUGAAGCCAAGUGUACUUUGCAAGAAGAAUUUAACAGAACUGUUUCAGGAUUGAAUGAAGAUUUCAGAAUGCAAAAACUUAACCUGACAGAAGAAUAUGAGAAGAAGAUUGAAGAACUGAAUAACAACCUGUCAAUUAUUAUGGUUGAAUGGGAAACUCUUUCGAAAGAGAAGAUAUUGUUAAAACAAGAACUUCAUAACCAAGAAGAAAGCCAUAUAACUGAAAAGAAUCUGCUUGAGAAAAAGGUUUCUGAAAUGGAAGGAGAGAUUUCAGCUUUGGUGAGCGCCUUGGGUGCAAAAGAAAGUGAGCUAACGGAACAGCUCGCCAGCUUCACUAAGCAGAUGGACAGCAUAAAUGCUGAAAAAGUGGUGCAUGAAGGAAAGGUGGCAGAAGUUUGUGCACAAAUAAAUGAAAUGGAAGCACAGCAUGCAGCAACUUUGGAUGUCCUAAAAGCAGAAGCAGAGAAACAGCAGAAUGAAUUUGACAAAACAGUCUCUGAUUUACAGGAUAAGAUGAAAGCACUCCACUCAGAGAAGGUACAGAUUUGCAAUGAAAGAGAUGAGCAGGUAGCAGCAGUUAAGUCACUUACUGUGGAGGUCGAGUCAAAGCAAGAAGCUGUCUCUUCAGUGGAAAAAGAAAAGCAAGAUAUGUGUGAAAUGUUUGAACAAGAAAAGACAGCCAUGUCUUCCAUAAUCAGAGCUCAAGAAGAAGCCCUUGAUACCUUGAAGCAGCAAAUAGAAGCAACAUUAGAGGAACACAAAUGUGAGAAGGCAGGGCUAGAGGAAAGACAAGAAAAAGAACUUGCUUUUGCCACUGUUAGAGAGGAGCUAGAGACAACCAUAAUGACACUGAAAAAUGAAAAGGCAAAGCUUGAGCAGGAUAUUCUAGAGAAAAGUGUUGCUAUCACAGAUCAUGAAAAGCAUUUUGAAGAGUUGGUAAAACAUGCAAAUGAGGAGAAAGCUUUACUACUUGAAAAGAUUCAGGAAAAUGAAACUGCCUUUUCAGCAGCCAAGCAAGAAAUGGAGAUGGCUGCCACAUCCUUAAUCAGUGAGAAAGAUAUGGAGCUACAAAAUAAAGAGAAAGCUCUUAGGGAUUUACAGCAAGAAAAGGAACUCAACUUUAUGCUUGUUUCUGAAGAAAAAACAAGGAUGGCUGAAAUUAUACAAGCAAAAGAAGCAGCUCUUGUUUCCUUGCAGAAAAAAGCAGAGGAAGAGAAGUUGUCAACGAACAGUAUCAUUCAAGAGAAGGAGAGCAAUAUUAGUUCACUUCAAAAGGAACUUGAAGUGGCUGCUGAAGCCUUUGGCCAAGAAAAGGCAGCCUUAUGUGAAUUGGUCAGGGCAAAGGAAGAGGUUGUGUUAUCAUUGCAAGACCAGGUUAAAGAAAUAAAGGAUAAGAUGAAUUGCACAAUUCAGUCAAAAGAAGAAGUCAUAUCUUCUCUGCAACAUAAAUUGCAACACAGCCUUGAUAACUUUGAAAAGGAAAAAAAUACUAUGCAAAGUGAGAUUAAUGCCAAACAAGAGGCAUUAACAUUGGUUAAACAGCAGAUGGAAGAGGAAAAAGUAUGCAGCAGUAAAAUUGUUAGGGAAAAGGAGGAAGCUUUAACAGCUAAACAGCAGGAAUUACAGUCUAAUAUAGAGUCCUUUGAAAGAGAGAGAGUGGCUUUACAAGCAGAAAUUAAAGCUAAGGAAGAGGCUUUAGCACUGGCUAGUCAACAGUUACAAGAGGAAAAGAUGUCCAUUGCAAAAAUAGUUGAAGAAAAGGAAGAAGCUCUAAAAUAUAAACAAGAAGAAAUGCAAGAGGCAGUAGAGAGGUACAACAAAGAUAAAAUAUCCUUGGAUGAAAACCUGAAGUCAAAGGAAGAAGUCAUUUCAUCAUUGCAAAAGAAGUUGCAAGAUGAAGCUUCAGCCCACAGUGAAAUGUCACGCAUGAACGAAGAAGCGCUGUUUUCUUUGGAGCAGAAAAUGCAAGAAGAUUCAGGUGCCUUUGACAAAGAAAAGGCAGCCAUGGUUCAAGAGCUGCAGAGUAAACAAAGAAUGCUGAAUCUACUUGAGGAGCAGAAUACAAAGACUCAGGGAGUAUUGGAAAGCGAGAUGACUGCUCACAUGCAAGCUCUUCAAGAAAAGGAAGCUAGUAUAAGCCAACUCAGGGAGGAUAUGAAAAAGACAGAAGAGGAACAUCAGUUACAUAUACAAAAGUUACAGAAUGACCUCACAAAUGCUUCUGCUGCAAGCGACACCCAACAGAAAACAAAUGAUGAGCUGCUAAGAGAAAUUGAUGCAUUGAAGAAUGAGAUCACCACAAAAGAAGCUUUGUUCAAGCAAAAUCUAACAGAAAAACAGGAAGAGACAGUGACUGAGAUAACAAUUCUAAAAGAAAGUCUUUGUGAAAAGAACAAUACUUUAGAAAAGGUUCAUAAGGAAAUUGAGGAACUAAAACACAAACACAGUUUAGAGAUUGAGGGAUUGCAACAGGCACUUGAUGAAAAUGCAAUAAUGAUCACAUCUCUCAGAGAAGAGAAAUCAGAAAUAGGAAGGAAAAUGCUUGAAGAGUUGAGUUCUGUUCAGCUUGUAUUGGAUACAGUCAGGAAGGAGAAGGAGGAAGAAGAGCAAAAUAACAAGAACCAAAUUUCCUCUCUCAACAAACUGUUAGAAGAGAAGUCUCAAGUUCUAAAGGCUGUAGAAGAAAAACUUGUACUUUCUCAGUCCCAACAUGAAACUGUGAAGAAUGAUCUUGAGAAGAAUCUAUCUGAGGUCAAGGAAAGCGAGAGUGCUAAGACUAUGGCCAUGAUGUCAGAGUUGGCAGGAAAAUCAGACGAAGUCUUGUCUCUUAAGCAUGAAUUAGACCAAAUUCAAGAAGAGAAGAGGUCAUUAUUGGAAAAUAUCCAGCAGAAGGAAGAUGCUUAUUCUUCAUUAAAGAAUGAAGCAGAUCAAGCAAUGUUGGCUCUGAAGAAGGAUAUGGAACAGGAGAUUAAGGACAAGGAUGAACUAUUAACAGUACUGCGAGAAGAGAAAGAAAUUCUGGCUAAAGAGCUUUCCCAAGAAAAAGUGUCUUUGACUGAAAUGAUCAGUGAGAAAGAUAGGAUUGUGUCUACACUGCAGCAGCAUACACAAGGUUCCACUGAAAUGCAAGAGAAAUUGACAUUAGAAGUUAAGCAGUUGGAAGAUGGUCUCCUAGAAAAGAAUAAAGCUCUAAGUGAAUUACAAGCACAGAUAGAGGAGGAGCAACAAAAGCAUCAGUCUGAAGUCUGCAAUCUCAAGGAAACUGUUUGUGAAGUAAUGAAAAAAAUGGAGUCCCUUGAAAAAGAUAAAUUAGCUGUGGAGCAGAGUGUUACAGAAGAGCUGAAGUCACUGAAGAUGAACCUAGAUACCCAAAAGAAGGAAAAAGAAGAACAAAAACAAAAUUACAAAGAACAUAUAGCAUCACUAAAUACAAUGCUCUCCGAAAAAUCUAUUCUUCUCGGGACUCUUCAACAAGAAUUGGAAAAGACUAGCUCAGCCUAUGAUUUGCUAAAGGGCAAGAUGGAGAAGGAAAUUGUUGAACUGAAAGAAAAGGAAAGCUUGAGAAUUGCUGAACUCCAGUCACAGUCUGAUGAGAAUUCCAAGAGAAUGCUAGUCAUGAAGCAAGAGAUGGAACAUGUCCGUUCAGCUAAUGAAGAGCAAAAGAAUAAGGAGAAAGAAGAAAUUGCACUGCGUGAGAAGGUUGCCAGGGAUGCUGCUGUCUCUGAAUUUGAAAUUAAGCUUAAAGCCAUGGAGGAUGAUAAGAUAGCAAAGGCCAAAGAACAAGAAAAGUUUGAAGAGCAGAUGAUGACAAGACUUGCCUUGCUUGAGAAGGAAGUGAAGACCAAGGAAUCCACUCUCCAGUUACAAACCAAGGAGAUUGAGAAAGCCCAAAAAAAAGUGGAGGAACACAAAGCCCAUGCUUUAUCUUUGGAAGCCAAGUUGAUUGACAAAGAACAGGAAGUCACUGCAGCAAAGGAGGAGAUUAUGAGAAUUGAACGUGAAAGUAUAAGGUCAACUAAGAGCUUAACAGAAGAACUACAGGCUGUCAAGGAUAAUUCUCGGGCCGAGAGACAAUCAGUUGUUCAGAAGUUGAAAGCUUCGUACAAGACUGAGGUUGAAAAACUCAUGGUACAAAUUGAGGUGCAAGAGAAGGUGUUGCAAGAGAAGCAGAUCUUACACCAGAAGUAUGAACAAGCAAAGAAGAAGUUGUCAGAGGUCAUGACAGAGAUCAGUGAAUACAAAAAGUCAGAAGAAUACUAUCAGAAACAGAUGAUAAAGUACAAGGAUCAUGUCAACAAACUCAAUGAAAGUCUUCAGAAUGAGAGGAAGAAACAAGCAAGUAUUGAGAGAAUACAAGAACUGGAAGAGCAGCUCUUAUUAGUAAAAGAUAAGCUGCAAGAGUCAGACUUAACAGUAAAACGACUUGGCAAUGAAAACAGAACUCUUGAGGCCCAAGUUAAACUUGCAGACUCCAAAAUGAGAACAAUGCAGAAACAGUGGGAGAGAGAGAGCUUUGGGUUCCCUAACACAUUGAGAAAGUCUGCUUUGUCUGAUACUCGGCUUAGCGAAGUUAAGAUGCCAAGACCUUCAUCUUCCCCUGAGGAGGACAGCUUAACAGCUUCAGAUCUUGCACUUGUACAAAAAUCAUCAAAAAAUCCUCCAAAAGAAAUGACAAGGGCUGUCUCAUCAGAUGUGGUAUUCAGGAAAAGUACUCGACAAAACACAGCACUUGAGAAACAGCCAAAGAGUAGUGUAGAUAUUGCAAACAUGUCUGUGCCUGCAACAGGAAAGAAAAAGACCACUCAAUCGCUUGAGAAAGUAACGUCAGAUAAGUCAUUGGGGCAUUCGGUACCAAGGGACAUGCUCUUCAACUGCGAGGAUGAAGGAGAACUUUUCAGCAACAAAUAUCUUAUUGACAUGCAGGUUGGUCGGUGCAACACUCUUGAUGACCCCCACUGGAAAAGAUUAUCUGAACUUCAGAGAAGAAAUUCCCUAUAUCCCCCCCAUAUGCGGUCUGUUUAUCCUGCUGAAAUGCAGUUCAGACCACUUCAGGACUUCGAUGAUGACAAAUUAAGGGCUGGCAAUGCUGUAGAAGAUAGACAGCUGUUGAACCUGACACAGGCUACUGAGAACCUAGGUCUUGAUUCUCCAGCCUUCAACCUCCGAAAACGGAAGUCUUUGUCAGAUUCUACACACUCGGAAACAUCUUUAGAAUCUUCUGGGGGAAAACGUUCUAAAAGAUUAUCUACAUCCUACUCAAGGCCAGGACCACCAACUCCCGGGAGAAAGAGUUUGAGUCAAGCAGACAAAGAAAAUCGAACUGAGAACACUUCCACUCUAUCUGUAGGAACUCGUGGGAGCAAGAUGAGCCCCAAGUCCACCUAUUCAGAAGGUUCUCCCGUUUCCACAAGAUCCAGAAGGAGGAAUAAUGCCCGCUCCACUCAGUCACCCGUCUCCAGUUCCACUGUAUAUGUCCGAACCCCAGGUGCCAGGUCCAAGCAUUCAGCGAAGUCUCCAGCCAAUGUCUCUCUCCUAAGUAAAAAGGGCAUGACACCAAGAGGGAAGAGAGGUUUGACACCCUCAUCACUACGUAAAAUCCUUUCCAAAGGGAGGUCACAAUGGAGGAAAUUAGAAGAUGAGGCAGAGACACCCAGGGGACUUGGGGACAGCACAGGAUCAAAUGGCAGCUCAAAGUUAAGGAUUUUCCGUAGACCCUUCGGUUCCAGAAAUUACAAUGUUCUCUCUGCAUCCCAAAGGUCUCAGGAAAACCCCCUCGACCUGAACGACUCAUUAACCGUAUCAACCGGGCGGUCAGGCCUAACUGCUGAUUGCAAGUCAAGAGGGAAGAAAUAGAGGAUUUUUCUAAUGAUAAGAUUUCUUUGAUUGCAGUUCUUUUAAUUCCUUUAAUAUCUGUAUAAAUUAGAAAGGCUUUUUACUGAAGAUUUUAUUAGUUUUAAGUGUUUCGUUGCACUCAAGUUUUACACUACAGAAUGACUAAAUACUUUUAUAUAUUUCUUUUAUUUCGAUGAACAAGACUGUCUGCCAGGAGCUUUACAGUUUUCAUAGCUUGAGUAUCUUUUAUAUGGCUACACUUUAUUUUUGUGUGAGAGGUACAAACCUGUUUAUAUGAAGCUUUACAAACUAAUGUUAAGAAGUGAAUUAUAUUUAAAGAUUGUCAGCAGAAUGUAUGAUGUCAGGAGAGAUGUACUAUCCUGUUUGCUGUACAUUGUUACAUUUGUUGUGUCUAAUUACAUGUUGGUUGCUUUUUUUUUUCUCAAGUAACUAAGUAACAAAUUAUCUUCCAUGUCUAUCCCUUUAUACACUACAACACAUGCAUAAAUAAAUUUGUAAAAAUUAUUAAAAAAAAGUGAUGUAUA